Messenger RNA from Mucor mucedo, 665 nucleotides. RefSeq lists its product as uncharacterized. Bases 1 to 444 code for a protein of 147 amino acids. NCBI's taxonomy places the organism in Eukaryota, Fungi, Mucoromycota, Mucoromycetes, Mucorales, Mucoraceae. The transcript is spliced from 5 exons. The record is from RefSeq and is a predicted model, not a curated record.
AUGAUCACGGACUUUGAAAAUUUAAGGAAUACGUAUGCUGAAAAAAAAAUGCGUCAUCGUUUUAAGCCUUUUAUAUGGAAUUUUGGUUUCAACCCCAGGAAAAACGCUGAACAAAAGUUUAAGGAAUGUAUCCUUAAAUUUAAUAAAGUGCUUGACAAGGAGCUGCAAGACUUUAUUGCUGAAGAGUUCGUAAAUGACAACUAUUUACAGUCUGUUUACAGCUAUUUAGAGCUUAAAACAAGCUUGGCACGCUUACAACUGUCAGGCGUUCUCUUUGAAUAUAAAUACAUACUUGCCUCUACCUUCUUUAUAGGCGUUCUCUUUGAAUAUAAAUACAUACUUGCCUCUACCUUCUUUAUAGGCGUUCUCUUUGAAUGCGGACUAAAGAAGGUAUUCUGGGACUCAUCAAAAUGGGCUCCUCAAGCCAGUUGCAAGGAGAAUUAAAAAGGGAAUCCACCUUCAACUGUUUCGUGUUGAUUUCUAGAAAACAGAGUAUUUGAUAGUCCUGACCAUAUUUGUAUACAUACAACAUAGCCAGACAUGAUACUGUCCCAUUUGUACUGCAUUUCCCACCUCAUUUUCCAAUAAAUGAUUAAUUUUUUUCAAAGUCAGACGCUAAUUUUUCCAAAUGUGGUUGAUAAUUUUUCCAAAAGGCUACAGCUAAU